ACCUCAGCCUGCUCCCCAAGCCCAGCUGAGGAGGGGCCUCCUUCUGUGGACCCCGGCUCGCAGCCCAGGCCCCUGCCCCUGCCCCUGCCCAGGCCCUAACCCAGGCUCCCGCCCAGGCCCUCGCCAUGGUGAAGCUGCUGCCCGCCCAGGAGGCGGCCAAGAUCUACCACACCAACUACGUGCGCAACGCCAGGGCCAUCGGCGUGAUGUGGGGCACGCUGACCAUCUGCUUCUCCGUGCUGGUCAUGGCGCUCUUCAUCCAGCCCUACUGGAUCGGGGACAGCGUCAACACGCCGCAGGCCGGCUACUUCGGCCUCUUCUCCUACUGCGUGGGCAACGUGCUGUCCUCCGAGCUCAUCUGCAAGGGCGGCCCCCUGGACUUCUCCUCCAUCCCCUCGCGGGCCUUCAAGACGGCCAUGUUCUUCGUGGCCUUGGCCAUGUUCCUCAUCAUCGGCUCCAUCAUCUGCUUCAGCCUGUUCUUCGUCUGCAACACGGCCACCGUCUACAAGAUCUGCGCGUGGAUGCAGCUGGCUGCUGCCACAGGCCUGAUGAUCGGCUGCCUGGUCUACCCGGACGGCUGGGACUCCAGUGAGGUGCGGCGCAUGUGCGGGGAGCAGACGGGCAAGUACACGCUGGGCCACUGCACCAUCCGCUGGGCCUUCAUGCUGGCCAUCCUCAGCAUCGGAGACGCCCUCAUCCUGUCCUUCCUGGCCUUCGUGCUGGGCUACCGGCAGGACAAGCUGCUCCCGGACGACUACACAGCCGACGGACAAGAGGAAGUCUGAAGCAGCUGAAGGCGAUCACAGGUCAUCUAUUUCCAUGACACUGGAAACAUAGGGAAUUGAAUUCUUCAGAUGAACUUGUUCCUGCCCACAUUCUGUCCGAAGCCCUUUGCUGCAAGAUUAGAACCCGAGAACCUGGCGGGCUCCUGAGACAGGCCACCCA
Pipistrellus kuhlii (Kuhl's pipistrelle) is the source of this 945-nucleotide messenger RNA. It is a transcript of the gene LHFPL5, whose product is annotated as LHFPL tetraspan subfamily member 5. Bases 126 to 785 code for a protein of 219 amino acids. Gene Ontology annotation, cellular component: plasma membrane. Gene Ontology annotation, biological process: detection of mechanical stimulus involved in sensory perception; sensory perception of sound. The record is from RefSeq and is a predicted model, not a curated record. The transcript is spliced from 4 exons. NCBI's taxonomy places the organism in Eukaryota, Metazoa, Chordata, Mammalia, Chiroptera, Vespertilionidae.